Messenger RNA from Aegilops tauschii subsp. strangulata, 750 nucleotides. NCBI's taxonomy places the organism in Eukaryota, Viridiplantae, Streptophyta, Magnoliopsida, Poales, Poaceae. The record is from RefSeq and is a predicted model, not a curated record.
AUGCAGAUCCUCACAUCCCAGUCGGCAGCCGACGCCCUGGAGCAGGGUCAGGAGUACCUGCCGGACCGGUCAGUGAGCGACACGGACGACCCUGACUUGGGGGCGGCCGCCCUGGAAGAAGACGACUCCACGGGUGGCGGUGGCGGAGCAGGCGGCUCCGGAGGAGGAGGCGGCCUCAAUGAAUGGCCAGACGACGACGAGGAGGAGAUCGAGCCGCGACGCCCGCCAGUCGCCGACAAGGCGGGCGCGAGCUCCUCAGCUGCGCCGUCUGGGCCAGGCGGCACACCAAAGCGCCGAGCCGGCUCGCUGUUGUUCGGCAGCCGGCCGAAGAAGCCCAAGAGCUCGGCCGUUGCGACCAGGCGGGAGGAGGCCGCCGCGAAGGCGGCCCAGUUCCAGAAGGCCCCAAAGCAACCGCCGAUGGUGUCUGCGGUCCCGCUCUCUCUUGAGCGGUCUGACUCCGCAUCUGUGUUCGGGACGGUGGAGGGCUCCACCAACACCCGCCGCGUAGACCCGCUCGCUGACCUCCGGGAGGCGACGGAAAAGAACGCGCGGGAGGCGCGCGAGGAGCGGGAGGAGGCGGAACGGCAGAGGGUGGCAGCGGCCAGGGCGGCGCAGGAGGAGGCGGACGCGGCGGCCAAGGCCCAGGCCGACACCGCGACUAAGGCCCAGGCGGACGCCGCGACCAAGGCCCAGGCGGACGCGGCCGCCAAGGCGCAAGCGGAAGAGGCUGCACGCGGCCGGACUCCAUGA